AUGUCAGGGCCUCUUACACUAAUAUCGAAAGCGUUUGAACUCUCACUACCUCAAAAUGAACAGCGUGUGUUGCCUUGCUCAGAGGCAAUGUGCGAGAGAUUGGAACAAAAUUAUCGUCGCGUUUUGGAGGCCAAUUCCUGGGGAGAACAAUUUCUUGUUACCGAUGAGACUGCACCUUCAGGUCAAUGCACUUGCAUAUUUCAUAAUUCUAAGCUUAUGCUACAAUACCAUAAGGAGAGUGAAAGUGCCUCAGAAACCUACUCAGAUUGCGCCUAUCUUCAUCGUGGUUUGAGAGACGAUUUGGCUUCCCAAUUGCCACCUUCUGAUGACCGUCCAAUUAAGCAUGUCGUCUUCGUCGUUCAUGGAAUAGGAUCCGUUUACAACAUGCGUGGAGAGGGUCUCAUCUCUUGUGUCAAUGAUAUGCGGAAAACAGCUUCAGCUCUCUUGGAAUCACAUUUCAAGGAUAGGCCUGAGAUUGGUCGAGUGGAAUUCCUUCCAGUUCGUUGGUACUGUUCGCUUCACUCCGAAGAAAUUGGUGUCAAUAGGCGUCUUAAGCGUGUGACCCUUCGUAGCAUUCCAAAACUCCGUGGUUAUACCAAUGAGACGCUGAUUGAUAUCCUUUUCUACACCAGUCCCAAGUACUGUCAGCAUAUCGUCGAUACUGUUGCCAACACUAUUAAACAAUUGCGAAAACUCUUCCUGAAACGCAAUCCGGAUUAUAGCGGUGACUUCUCGGUGGCUGGCCACAGUUUGGGCUCCGUGGUAGUAUUUGAUCUUCUCUCCCAUCAACGUCGUACACCUUCCAGUACACCAUCAGUCAAAUCUACCAAUGGAGGUGCAGAUGACGAUGAAUGGUCAUUGAUUGACUCCAAUUCUAAUGGUGGCAAUGCCGGCAAUAGCAACGCUGAUCUGAUAAAUCAUCUCCAGAUAUCUACAGACCUAUCUGAAGGACAGAUUCGUCAAGUUAUCAACGCACUCACCUCGAUGAAUAAGACUUCGGAGGUGGUAGCUCACUCUGCGGGCGUUGGUCUUCCAGUUGUUAACUAUCCCCAGCUGGGAUUCACUUUCAAUACAUGCUUCUUACUUGGAUCUCCCCUCUCACUAUUUCUUAUUGCAAGGGGUGUAGAACGUCUUCCUUCGGAUUUCCGUCUUCCUACUUGUCAGGGAUGUGUCAACAUCUUUCACCCAUUCGACCCUGUCGCUUAUAGAUUGGAAAAUCUUGUGGUGCCUGAUUACAGACCAUGUGCGGUACUAAUGCCUCAUCACGCUGGACGAAAACGUCUUCAUCUUGAACUCAAGGAUAACAUCGCUCGAGUUGGCGCCGAUAUCACGUCAAAGCUCUACCAGUCUCUCAAAUCCACCUGGCGCUCUCUCCAAGAAUUCGCCUCAGCGCAUACCUCGUCCGGAGCAUCUAAAUCGCAGGAAGACGAUUCAACAAACAUGAGUGAAGACGAGAAGGAUUCGGAAGCAAUCAAAAGAGUUCUUUCCCGUCUUGCCGAUAAUAUUUCUUCACCCAAAUCGGAAGAUGAUUUUGACUACGACGGUGAGGAAGAGGAAGUUGACCAAGACUCAUUUCCAUGUCAAUUGAAUCAAUGCAAACGUCUAGACUAUGUGCUCCAAUGA
Messenger RNA from Rodentolepis nana, 1623 nucleotides. The record is from the annotation of a GenBank genome assembly. NCBI's taxonomy places the organism in Eukaryota, Metazoa, Platyhelminthes, Cestoda, Cyclophyllidea, Hymenolepididae.